AGCACAACAAACUGCUCAAGCGAGCAGACGCGCUGACGCUCCAGUCGAUUUCAGGUACAAACAGGUGUCGCUCUUUGCCCUGAUUCAAGUUUGCAUUUCUCUUUUAUAUUUCUCUCCUGCUUGAGGAUAUGCAGAGAAUAUAUUACAUAUUUGUUUGGAGGGCAGUGUCUACGCUUAUAAAAACGUGUUUUUGGUCAAACGUUUCAUGGAAAAAAAAGAUAAAGAAGAGGAAAUAUCGACAAAAAGGUAAUGGUAUGAGAUUUUUGGGUGUGUUACUUUAUUUAGUUCACAGUUUUAAGAUUAUGGAGGAAACACAUUCAUUUGAGAUGAAUGUCAAAAUGUCAAAAAACCUCCAAAUUAGACUAGUCCCCGUGUGUUGUCUUUUGUUCUUUGAGUUGUGUCCGCCUCGCAGUGAGUCUGGGCUGUGGGAGGGGGGAUGAUGUUCCUGUCACACAUGCUGUACAGCAACAAUAAUAUUUGGAGAGUUACAAGUGGCUGCAGUCUUCACCACAAACCGAGACGCAUCACCAAUGAGCUCUCUCCUCUGCGCACAAUCAGAUUUCAGAAAUCAAAUCAGAUUUGACCGUGAUCAUCGGUGUGUAGCGCGAUUUUAAGUACAGCUGCUCAGAGAAGUUGGUGACCAGACUGGAAACGGUGCAGAAUGGGGAAGAAGCUGGACGGCAGCGCUGGUGCUUAGCUUUCUGAAGACGCACAAGCGGCGCUCCCUGCUAUUGCGCACAACUUCUUAUUGGAUGCAAACGUACCGCAGCCGAAUUACAGUGUGGACUUUCCUGACCAGGAAGAGAGAUGGCUACAUUCAUUCAUUCUUUGCUUAUUUUUGUGAAAUUCCUUUUUUAUUUGAAACUAACAUGUUGUAUGGAGGUAGAUUUCUUCAUACCCGUUCGCGUGGAUCAACAAGAGGAUGAAAAGCAUUUGCACCGGCGUGUGGAGCAGAUGAAUGGAAGACAGAUUGUUUUUCAACUAAGCGCUUUCAAACAAGAAUUUUACCUCCACCUCACGCCGGAUUCUAGUUUCCUUGCACCGGGCACCUUGCCCCCUGAGAGCGGCUCCUUAGCAUCCAACGCUUCUGAAACGGCUGACCUCAGGGAAUGCUUCUACUCUGGUGAUGUCAACGCAGACCCGGACUCCUUUGCCGCGCUCAGCCUGUGUAAAGGUCUCCAUGGGGGGUUCCUCUAUAACGACAUGGAGUAUUUCAUCAGCCAGGGCAGGACUGAAGACGCAGCAGCCGCAUCUGGAUAUCGAAACUCCUUCGACAGGACGCAUAUCAUCCGUCGCAGGAGACGCGCAGCCCACUCAGGCGGCAACUUCACCAGCAGGUGUGGAGUUACACCGGAUACCGGCUCCACCAUUUCCCUGCAGAAAUACAAGUAUAUGAAUGAACUGGAUAAUGAUGGCUUAACUGAAACUGUGUUGAAAACCUUAGGGAGGUCCAAAAGGUUUGCCUCCAUCCCGAGAUUUGUGGAGGUGCUAGUGGUGGCAGAUGAAUCUAUGGCUACAUUUCACGGGGAUGACCUGAAGCAUUACCUCCUGACCCUGAUGUCAGUGGCAGCCAGGCUUUACAAACACCCAAGCAUUUUCAACUGCAUUAACAUAGUGGUGGUGGGAUUCAUGAUGAUAAAUGAAGCAGAGAAUGGACCUAAGGUUUCCAGUAAUGCAGCCCUGACUCUGCGCAACUUCUGCUCUUGGCAGAGGAAGUUGAAUAAACACAGUGACAAGCACCCUGAGUACUGGGACACUGCCAUACUGUUCACCAAACAGGAUCUUUGUGGGGCCACAACCUGUGAUACCUUGGGGAUGGCUGACGUUGGGACCAUGUGUGACCCGAAGAGGAGCUGCUCUGUCAUUGAGGAUGAUGGCUUGCCCUCCGCUUUCACAACUGCCCACGAACUUGGCCACGUCUUCAACAUGCCCCAUGACAAUGUGAAGGCAUGUGAGGAGGUAUUUGGGAAACUAAAGGACAACCACAUGAUGUCUCCCACACUGAUUCAGAUUGACAGGAGCCGACCCUGGUCUGUGUGCAGCGCAGCCAUCAUUACCGAGUUCCUGGACAGAGGUCAUGGAGACUGUCUGCUGGACCAGCCUCAGAGGCAGCUGUCUCUCCCAGACAGCCUGCCUGGCUCCAGCUACAGCCUGCACCGUCAGUGUGAGCUAGCCUUUGGUUCUGGCUCCAAACCCUGCCCAUACAUGCAGCCCUGCUCUAAACUGUGGUGCACUGGGAAGGCCCGUGGACAGCUGGUCUGUCAAACCCGACACUUUCCCUGGGCUGAUGGAACCAGCUGCAGCAACAACAAGGUCUGCUACCGAGGAGCCUGCACUGAUAAGAACACCACCAUGCACAUUAAGGUGGAUGGCCGGUGGGGGAAGUGGGGUGAAUUUGGAGACUGUUCUCGAAGUUGUGGUGGAGGAGUUCAGCUGGCCAAGAGAGACUGUGACAACCCUGUCCCAGAGAAUGGAGGCAAAUACUGUUAUGGCCUUCGCAUCAAAUAUCGCUCCUGUAACCUCAACCCCUGUCCUGAAACAGGUAAGAGUUUCCGUGAGGGGCAGUGUGAGGCAUUCAAUGGCUUAAACCUGAACACCAACAGGCUGGGUUCCUCUGUGGUUUGGGUUCCCAAAUAUUCAGGCAUCUCUCCCAAGGACAAAUGCAAGCUCAUCUGCCGCGCUAAUGGGACUGGAUACUUCUAUGUCCUUGCUCCAAAGGUCGUGGAUGGGACGCCCUGCUCUCCUGACACCUCAGCUGUAUGUGUUCAGGGAAAAUGCAUCAAGGCAGGCUGCGAUGGCAAGUUGGACUCUAACAAGAAAUUUGACAAGUGUGGUGUGUGUGGUGGGGACAACCAGGGCUGCAAGAAGGUCUCAGGAAUGUUCACCAAACCCAUUCAUGGCUACAACUUUGUGGUGACGCUACCAGCUGGAGCCUCCAACAUUGACAUCCGUCAGCGUGGCUAUCGAGGAAUGGUCAGUGAUGAAAACUACUUAGCAGUGAAGAAUCAGCAUGGCAAGUACCUCCUGAAUGGCAACUAUGUGGUGUCAGCUGUGGAGCGUGACCUGCUGGUAAAGGGCAGCCUGCUGCGUUACAGUGGCACGUCCACGUCUGUGGAGAUUCUGCAGGCCACCAGACCCUUGCAGGAGCCUCUGAUUGUGGAGGUACUCUCUGUGGGGAAGAUGACCCCUCCCAGGGUCCGCUACUCUUUCUACAUCUCCAAGGAGAGCAAGGAGCAGAAAACUCUGCGGAAAGAGGAGAGAAGUCACAAAACACAUAACAGCAUUUUAGUAGAUAGCAACAAAGUAGAAGUCAAAAAGCAGGUGAUGGGUAAGAGGCCAGCUAGUCACUGGGUGACAGGAACUUGGGAUUUAUGCACAGUGACUUGUGGCAAUGGUCUUCAGAAGAGGCUGGUACAGUGCCAGAGCAUGGAGGGGCGUCCUGCAGUGGACUGUGACAGUGUUGACAGGCCUGUAGCAGUGAGAGCAUGUGGAGAUCCGUGUCCUGUGUGGGAUGUAGGUACCUGGUCUCAUUGCUCCAAGUCCUGUGGAAGGGGCUUUAAAAGGCGGCCAGUGCGUUGCCUAGCCAACAAUGGUAUGAAUCUACCCAGAGAUCACUGCUCUGGAAGGAGGAAGCCUCAGGAACUGGACCUCUGCAACCUAAAGCCAUGUUAAAGCAGAACAGACAUAGCCUCUAAACUUAUUUUUGAUUAUUCGACAUGACCCUUAGCCCAAAUCACCAUGAUAAUGAUUCUGUGGCUGUGCUGGGUGGAAAUACUCUCAACUUCAGUCUCAGUGUGUCAGCAGGGGCAUCUGUUCUACAGAAGAAAGCCAGUGGAGACAGAGAGGAUCCUCCUUCAUUGUUUGAACAAACAGAAAUCUGUUUACAUAAAAGAAAAGAAGGAACGUGUCACUACCAUUGUCAAACCAUCUAUUCUAGGUUUGACCUUUGGUUAGUCUACCUCUACCAGGAAUGGUGACACAGUGCCUGUGUAAACUGUACACAGACAGUAACAGAGAGAGAUGCAGAGAUAGUGAUCAUGCACAUCUGCAUGCAAACAGAAUUUCCUGGUAUAAUUGAAAGAUUCACACUGUGCUGUUAUCACAAUCAGAUAUCUGUGAAUUGACAUUUUCCUCAUUUCACUGAGGAGCUAAUCAAUAUGUGAAACACAGUACUGUAUCUGCCACAUUCAAGACCUGAUUGGUCCGUGCAGUUCAUACAUCUUGGUCUGUUUGUUUGUUUCAUUUUUAUUGAUUCAGUGCUUUUCACUGUGGUCUGAUGUGGAAAACUCAAUUCAGAGUCAUUUUAUCUAACAAAUAGCUUUUACAAGCUUUAUAUCCUUCCAAAAUUAAUUAUAUUAUAACAUUAUAUCCUACACACUUGAAACAGUCUUUAUCGGUUGGAUCAUUAUCCCUGAAUUUUACCAGUGACCAAAAACCUAGAAAUAUUUUUUAUAUGAGGAAAAUUAGUUUAGUCAGAGCUUUUUCUGUACAGUGAAUGUAGGCUGUGUAUAUGGUGCAAUCGUAAUAUGUCUCUCUGUUUAGUGCAAAGCAAACCAACAACUGCUCUGCUGUUUCUUCUAUGUUGCCAAAGAGUUCUAACCUUCAACAAAGCCUUAGUGUUAGAGAGACACCUCUCGGCAUGAGCUGGACAGAAGCAUGGCUUGCUCAAAGAACCAUAACUGUACAUUUCUGUCAUCACCUCAAAAUUAUCUACUGACAGUUAAAUCACUCACCUCCAGAGGCUUAAAAGGUGGCUGGAAAAAAUAAAGUUGUGGCAAAAAUUAAUUUGCAACAACAUUAAUAAUCAGUGGAUGGUUUUACUAAGCAAUGUACAUACUAGUAGGAAAAAUUUUCAAGCAAAAAACCUCACUGGUUCCAGCUUCUCAAACGUGAAGAUUUUGGUGCUUUUGCCUCUCUUAUGUAAUGUUUAACUGAAUAUAUUUUGUUUUUGGUUUGUUGGAUAAAACAAGCAAUUUGAAAAUGUCACAUUGAGGUCUGGGGAAAUUGUGAUUUUUCACUAUUUUCUAGACCAAGAGCUGUCAAAAUAUCCAUAUAGAUUUCUCAAACCACUCAUGCAACAUAAACCAUUUUACUGAGAUUUUACAUGUUCAGUACGCAUUUAUUAUUAUUAUUAUUAUUAUUAUUAUUACUAUUAUUAUCAAUAAUAAUAAUAAUAAUAAUAAUAAUAACAAUAAUAACUACAUUACUAGGAGUUUAAUAGAAAAUGGAUCAACAGUCUUAAAAAUAUUUGGUGGAAUCAGACAUCACAAAAUGAUGAUAGAUAUCUCCUUAUACUUAGGAACUGUUCUUAAAACCGAUGAGCACAGUACUAACAUGUCCUUCAACAGAAAACCUAUGUCAGUCUUAAUUUGCAGUCUGUUUUGGUUCAGAGGGAUCAAUUAUACCAUCUAGAAGAUAGUUUUGUACAGUUAUUUUUUUUCUUUCUCAUACUGUACAGAUAAAAUUUUUAUCAGUUGUCUUUUGUAUUGUAUACUAUGUAUACAUUCAUCCAGCAGCAUAAAAUAAAAUGUAUAUAUAAGAGUAAAAAAAAAAAAAAACAUACGCUGAAUCAUGAUUGGUUGUCCAAAGCUUCAGGAUUUUAGGUAUUAGGCAGAUAUUUUACAUUAAGACAAUAAGAAAAUAUUACUUUAUAAAUAUCUGUUCUCUCUUGAAUGUCUCCUUUUGCUCCUGCAGUAUCUGUUACAUAAGAUUUCUGCUGUGCCCACAGUCUUCUAUUACAUGAGAUGAGACAGUCUUGAUAUCUCAGCUCUUCUCCAACUGAAGCAUGGCAGAUGAAAACACAUUCAUUCAUCCACUUUGGUAUUCUGCUGAUUCAAGCUCUGUUGUCCCAGCUGUACUGUAAUAACACACCCAGCUUGGCCAGCGUCUGUCCAGUAAGCCUGAUGCAUUGUUGAAUAGAUGUCUUUCAGACUUGGACACCCUCACCACAAGGAUUUGACCCAUGUAAGGGUUUAAAAGUGCAUACUAAGAUCUGUAUUUUUGGAUAGAAGAUGUGGAUGGUGUGAGUGAUUUUCUCAAACAUGACAAAGCUCUCCUAGUGCCACAGAAGACGUACAUCUGUUAUCACAAGCUACAGGUUACUAAUCAUUACAACAAACAGAUCAGUAAACAGAACUUCAUGUAUAAAAUAGACGGGGUGCAUCUUUAACUUUAGUAUCCCUAAGUGAAAGGUAAUUUAAUGUGAAAUAUAUAUGUAUUUGCAAAAUUCUGAAUUUUGUAUAACACCAUCUUGUUUACAUCAUCUAAAGAAUCAUUAUAAUUAUUAUAAUAAAAUAUGUUGAUGUAUGGUCAGGUAGAAGAAAAAUCUUUAUGCUUUGCACAGCAUUGCAUCAUCAGACACACCUAAAUGGACACACACCAGAUGAACCAUUUAUCCAGAAAAGUUACUCAAGGUACAGUAGCGACAUGUGUUUAUCCAUAUUUGCUGUUUUUCUGUAUAGCUAAUAUGCUGAAAAAAGACUCCGAUGGGUGUCAAUCUGCAGGAGGGUUUUCUAAUCUGCUACCUCUGUCGUUUGGUUAUGUCUACUUAGUUCAGCUUGGUCAGAUGAUCAACCACCAGGUAAAGGUUAGGAAAAUGUUCUUGUCAUGUUAAACAGAAAACAGAACUGUUGGUAGAAGACGGGAUGUGAACUAUUGUUUUCUAUGUUGUUGUUAUAUACUUUGCUGGCCAAACCAUUUAUUCUAACCUCUCUGUCUAAAACAUUUUCAUGGUGCUUUGUGGCAGCAUAAGACCACUUCUGCCUAUGUGCACUAUAUUUGUUACAAUGUUUUACAAAACUGUAGAUCGCAGCAUACUGGCCUUUAAUAGUGUAGCUGCUAGUCUGUCAUCAAUCAGUCAUUCCCUCAGCAAAACAGAGAGGCUCACAUGUAGCUCAUUAUACAG
Lates calcarifer (barramundi perch) is the source of this 6904-nucleotide messenger RNA. It is a transcript of the gene adamts15b, whose product is annotated as A disintegrin and metalloproteinase with thrombospondin motifs 15. Gene Ontology annotation, biological process: extracellular matrix organization; proteolysis. The transcript is spliced from 8 exons. NCBI's taxonomy places the organism in Eukaryota, Metazoa, Chordata, Actinopteri, Centropomidae. The record is from RefSeq and is a predicted model, not a curated record. Gene Ontology annotation, molecular function: zinc ion binding; metalloendopeptidase activity. Bases 808 to 3672 code for a protein of 954 amino acids.